UGGUUGGCUGCUUGUGCAAAGUGCGUGGUUGCGGGAGAAGGAGGCAGCGAGCGUGUGACGUUAGAGCGUGGAUUCCCCCUUCCCCGUCCCUUUGCCCCUCCCCCUCCCCCAGAUACGGCUGCUAGGAGAUAGAGAGCGGCGCGAGCGACUGGCAGGCAGACAGAUUCAGACAUGGCGGCGGCGACGGGAGGAGGAGGAGGUAAAAUCCGAAACAAGAGGCACCACAUCAUUAGCAAGCCUUACGCCAAGAACCAGGGAAUCAUUGGAAGAGUUACCAGUACAGUUAAAAAUAUAGUACCUGGGUGGUUACAGAAGUACUUUGGGAAAACCUCUAAGACAGAACCAGUUGAAGCAAGAGGGUCAAUAAACAACCAUGAAAAUGAUCCAAUCAUCGUAAAUGAAACCCCAUCAUUUGAUAAUGGAAAGCACCAACCAGCACCAACAACCAGCAGGACAGCAGUAAGCACAACAUCAAGCAAAUCUGCUUUAAAUUUCUCAGAAAUGCUUCUUCUGCGACCAGCUCUCAGUCGAGCACACAUUAAUUGUGCUGCACUAGAUACUCCAGCGCAUGAUUGCCAACCAUCCACAUCCUCCUCUUUUCCUAUUGGCAAUUCAGGAUUCUCACUGGUAAAGGAAAUCAAAGAUUCUGGCUCACUACAUGAAGAUGAUAACAUCUCCACAACAAGUGGUUUCUCUUCCCGAGCUUCUGAUAAGGAUGUAAUAACAUCAAGAAAUGCAUUACCGCAUUUGUGGUCCCCAGACGGGGAGCGGUCUCAUUCUGUUCCCCAGCAACCUGCUGUGAGCUUGAAAAAGCCAUCUUUUAAUUUGUCUGCAUUUGGAAGUUCACCUCCAUCUUUUAUUAGUACUUCUUUACUAAAUUCAAGCCAGCUUGGGGAUUCUCCUUUCUAUCCUGGCAAGACUACUUAUGGUGGGGCAGCAGCAGCAGUAGGAAGAACUUCCCAAACUCGAAGUACACCGUAUCAGGUGCCAAUAAGGAGACAGAUGAAAGCAAAACCAGCAAGUUCACCAUCUUAUGGAGUGACGAGUGCCACUGCCAGACGCAUCCUUCAAUCUUUAGAAAAGAUGUCAAGUCCUUUAGCUGAUGCUAAAAGAAUUCCUUCAACAGUGACAUCUCCAUUGUCCAUGUCUUUGGAGAAAAGUACCAUUGAUGCAACUGGUUGGCAGUCCAAAAUGAGAAAGCUGGAAGCACAAGGUCCUCCGGUACAGAAACUUCAAACACCUGUGAUUGUUUCAGGAGCAACUAAUAGAUCCAUAUUUUUCAAACCGUCUCUGACACCUGGAGGGCAGAGUAACAGACAUAUUGACAGGACAGAAAAUCAAAAUAAUAGUGUGAAAGAGAAAUUACCUAUCCCUGAAAUCAGUCUUCAAGCAACAAAAAGUGAUAGCUAUUCGUAUCAAAUCAUUAGUUCUCAUGCAACCAAUGGUCUUGCAUCCGGAGGAGCUGGAGGAAAAAUGAAGAGAGAUAAAGGACAUUACUCCUCUAGAGGUGCACAGGAGGUAAAGGCCCUAGCCCCUGAAUUGCCUGAAGUAUCUUUACCAAUUAAAAACACAACAUUGCCAACCUUCAACUUUGGCUCUCCUUCCACAGCUCCUUCAUCUGUAAUAUCUACUGUAACACCUUUUCCUGACAAGGUAGUGGUAUCCAAUCCAAGUAACGCUGCCUUUACCUUUUCUAUACCAAAUAUAAAAGCAACUGAGGCAAAUCUGCAACCUAUUUCAGUGUCUACUGGAUUUACCUUUAGUGAACCGAUUGACAAAUCCGUGCCACUUGUCUUUGUAUCUGCCAGACCUUCCAUUAAUGCAGCGAAAUGCACCACAUCGCCUUCUGUUUCUACACCAACAAACGAGAGAAAAAGUGAAGAUUGUGAUGGGUUAUUGAAACCUGCUAAAACUCUGAAGCAGGGCAGUGUCUUAGAUGUUUUAAAAGGGCCUGAGUUCACUUCGUCGUCUUCAUCCACACAAUGUAUAACCAAGUCCUUGGACAGUGCACCAGCUACUGUGAAACCUUUGCCAUCAACUACUGGAAAAAAUAGUUCCUCCACAGAGAGCUCAAAUACCUUAGGAUUUGGAGAUAAGUUCAAACCUGCUGAAGGUUCCUGGAAAUGUGGCUCCUGCCUUUUACAAAACAAAAUCACAGACAGUAAAUGUGUUGCUUGUCAGACUGCUAAAUCUGUACGUCCCACACAAACUGAUAAUGAGUCAGCCAACAAAGACAAACCUUCAUUUAAAGAGACUCCAGUGAGUUUUGGAGACAAAUUCAAACCUGCAUUGGGUACAUGGAGCUGUGAUACCUGCUUGGUUCAAAACAAAUCAGAAGCUGUAAAGUGUGUAGCUUGUGAUUCACCAAAAUCUGGAACUGGAGUAAAAUCUGCACUGGCUUUGCCUGCAGUGAGUGAAAGUACAAGGAACAGAGAGUUGAACCCUUCAAGCAGUACCUCUGUCAGUUUGGGAUUGGCAGAUCAGUUUAAGAAACCUGAAGGUUUUUGGAAGUGUACUGUAUGCCUCUUACAAAAUAAGGCAGAAGACAGCAAAUGUGUGGCUUGCCAGUCUGCUAAGCCAGGUGUUGUACCUGUUGUUGCCAACAAUCCUGUUUCAGCACCGACAGAUGGAAUUCGGGGAUUUGGUGACAAAUUCAAGAAGCCAGCAGGAUCCUGGCGUUGUGAAGCCUGUUUCAUUCAGAAUUCAUCAAAUGUAACAAAAUGUAUUGCUUGUACAACUGAGAAAACAGGCAGCAAGACUGACCCUAAAGGGCUUAGCUCAUCUGCAUUAUCGACUGUUGCUUCACCAUUCAGCUUUGGAAUCCAGCCCUCAACUGUAGACUCUUUGCAAAGUAAAGAUGGCGCUGUUGGUUUUAAGUUUGGGAAUCAGGGUAGUUUUAAAUUUGGCACGUCAGAUUCUGCUUCCUCAACUAAUGCCUUUGGAGGACAUAAAUUUGAGGUUACAGGGGGUUUCAAAUUUGGAGGUACUUCGACAGAAAAAAAUUCAGAGGAAAACAAAAAGGAUAACUCUAAAACCCCUAGUGGUGGAUUUAAAUUUGAGGUAGCUGCCUUUGGUAACAAUUCAACUUCAAUUAAGUUCGGUGCAUCAGAUACAAGUCAACAAAGUAAGAAAAGUGACAUGGCACUUGGAGGUUUUAAAUUUGGCACAGAGGAGAAGAAAGAAACCUCGGUAGUGCAGUUACAGCUGGACAAAACAGAAGAAAGAAAAGAUGGUGCAACUGUGAGUGCAGUUCUGCCUGAAAAAACAGUGGAUCAGGAGUCUGUGGCAGCGAAAACAUUUGUAUUUGGAAAACCAGAUGAGAAACAGAACUCUUUGAGCUCUACACCAAUCGCAUUUGAUAAAAGCAAAGAUGUUGAAUCGCAACCACAGUCUGAACUUAAAAAGUCAGAGCAAACCAAAGAAUCAGCAUCUUUGUCUGACACUUCAAAAGCAGAAUCUAAGACUGGGUUUACUUUCAACUUGGUUAAGCCUGUUGAGAAACCAGAGGCAACUGAAACGGCACAGCAAGGAUUUGUGUUUGGGGCUACUGGAAAUGCUUCAGAACAAGGAAUUACAAAACCAGCUUUCAGCUUAUUUGGCAACAGUUCUUCCAUGUCUGCUGCAGCAAAUGCUGGGGGUUCCACAACCACCUCCAUAUUCGGUAAUUCUGCAUCUGCUACAAACACGACAUUUUUAUUUGGACAAGCAAGCACCACUGCGGGAAGUGCAAAUCUUGGAAAUUGUUCUGAAUCAACUGUUGCUGCAACCAAGCCAUUUUUAUUUGGCUCACAGGAUAUUAAACCGGCUGUCAGUAAUUCAAGUUCAGGGGCUUCUGCUGUAGCAUUUCCAUUUGGCUCGAUACCCAGUAGUAACACUGCUACAACAUCUGUGUUUACGUUUGGUGCUUCAACCACAACAUCUAGUUCAACAGGUGUUUCCUCAAAUUCUAUCUUUGGGUUUGGAUCAAGUUCUACAGCUGCAGCAAAUCCUCCAGCUUUUGGUACCACACAGACCCCUGUCCCUCUGUUUGGACAAAGCAGCAAUCAACCACCUGCUGCCUUUGCUUCAGCUGAUGCACCUACCUUUGCAUUCUCAACCAGUUGCCAGCAAACUGCCUUUGGUUCACAGUCUGCCAGUGGUCAACCAUCUCUUUUUGGAGGACAGUUACCCAAUCAACCGCCCACAUUUGGUUCAACUUCAUCUACCUCGAGUAACACUUUCCAGUUCGGAAACAGUGGUCAUAGUUUUAAUUUCAAUGCCACCAAUUCAUCAAAUGACGUUUUUAAAUUUGGAUCUGCUUCUACGGGAGCAACACAGCAGCCUGGAUCCAGUGGUGGCUUCCAGUUCAACCCAGCCCUUGGAUUCCCUGCUGGGGUUGGCAGCACCAAUCCUUUUUCUACGACGUCUAGUGGCCGUUCAACUGUUACUGGUCGGAAGAUAAAGACUGCAGUUAGGCGCAAGAAGUAGUUGUCACAACUGUUUAAAAACAGCUAAUUAUUGAAAAUGUAUUUUCUAUAAAGAGCUGGUGCCCUGCAUUAAUAAUUGAAUUGUACCUCCUUCUGGGCUUUAUCAGAUCUACCUAGGACCAUUUGAACCUGCAUAUAAUUGGUCGCUGCUUUUAGUUGCCUGGUGAUGGGUGGACUGUAGAUUUUUUUGUGAGAUCCCAGCAGUGUCAUUAGUUAAAGACUUGGCAUGGUCUGGCUACAAACAACCUGCAAAGUGAAUGGCUUUGUAUAUUGAUACCUCUUCAUCUGCACCACUAGAUAUUGUUCAUAACCCACUCAAUUGUACUGAAAGGUUUGUAUAGACUGAAGAGCAUCAGUGAGAAUAGGGCUGAUAAUUCUACAAAGGUUUCAUCACAGUAUGUGUGAAGUAUGUGAAUGUGUAGAUGUUAAAUGGAUGGCCUGUUGUGCACCGAUGUUUUCUGACUGCAGAAUGAUUGAAGAAUCAUACUUCGAGGACUUUAAAUGAAUUGUCUUCAUUUCAUAGAACAUGUGCUUUUUAAAAAUUCUGUUUAUGCUUUUUUGACUUAUUUCAUUUUAUUACAAACUAUUAUGUACAUAUCUUAUGAUUUUCAGUCAAUUACCAUUCUUGGACAAAAUCACAAAUCUGUGAACUUGAAUUAUUUUUUGUUAUAGCGGUAUGUUUUUCGUUCAGUAUUGUCUAUUAGAAGAUUUUAUUAUGUAAAUCUCAUUAUUCAAAGUUGCCUAAUCCAUUUAACAUCCUUUGUGAUUUAAAAAAAAAUUGGGAACUCUUUAAAGUUUGCAUAUUGGCUUUUGUGAUCCACUUUUGUUUGGACCAAAACAGUGUUGUACAAAGUAUUAACUAUAUAUUUUUAUAUUUGUUUAAAUGGACUAUGGUGACUUUGGAUAAUAAGGAGAACAAUUUAAUAUUAAAGCCAUGUUUAUUACUGUAUGAUUAACA
Molecule: messenger RNA, 5424 nt
Organism: Hemiscyllium ocellatum (epaulette shark)
Lineage: Eukaryota; Metazoa; Chordata; Chondrichthyes; Orectolobiformes; Hemiscylliidae
Gene: nup153
Product: nucleoporin 153
Exons: 22
Coding region: 172-4467 (1431 amino acids)
Biological process (GO): RNA export from nucleus; protein import into nucleus
Cellular component (GO): nuclear pore
Molecular function (GO): structural constituent of nuclear pore
Source: RefSeq, a predicted model, not a curated record